ACCUCUCUCUUCCCUAUCCACAAAUCUGUUGCAAUUAUCCACUCUUCCAGCGACGGCGAAGAGAAACGGACCGGACGACGGUGACGAUGAGCAAACUGUCCGGUGAGGACCAGCCACGCCACAGCCGUCCUCUCCGCCGCCGGCAGCUAUCAUCCGAAGCCAAGCUCGCAGCCGUUCAGUCCCGCCGGUCGCCAUCAAACCCAAUCACGGCCCAUCACCGGAAUCGCGACUUCUUUAAUCGCUGAUUCGCUGCCGUCCGGAACCAGCCGUCUCCACCGGCCGAGCACACCGCCGUCAGUGUUCCGAGCACCGCCGCAAGCUAACCGCCGAGCUUCGCCUCAUCCACCGACCUCCCCGUUCUGAGCUCGCCGCCUCCUCCAUCACAGCCGACACCAUCAAAGCCGAGCUAGCCACCGCGAGUUCACCAUCACAGCCCACUGCUCACCGCCCCAAGCUCUCCACGACCGAGCCAACAGCCAAGCAAACCCAUCGCAAAAUUCCGGUGAACCUUGACCCAUUGACCCCGGCGAAAGCUCCGAACAGAAACUCCCAUUGAAGACCCAAUUCCGUCUUGCGUGACAGUGUGUUAAAGAGAAGAGGUCGGUCACACUGUGGUAUACGACACCUUUUUUAAAGAAAAAGAGUGAACGAAGAGAUCGCCGACGCGCAAUUUAUCUCUCUGGACUCCACGCACAGAGAGCAGAGAACGAACUGAAAGACUUUUAGGUAUUUGAGGUUUGGAUAUAUGUGCCUCAAUCAAGGGCCGAGAAGAGCGAGUCGACACAGUAAGAGGAGAUUGAGUCGAUCAGCGAGAUGGUGUUGAAAACUUGAAACUACGUCGUUUAUUUUAAGGGUAUACUUGUCUUUUAGAAUUGCCGGCACCAGCCAUUAACCUGGUGGAUUUUUUUUUUUUUGUAGUGUAGGGGGUAACUUGCAAAAUCCCCAUAGUUCCGGGGGGUUUUAUGCACUUUUCUCUUGUUUAUAUAUAUUUCGGUCCCAAAAUCCAACUUGAUUGGCAAAUUCAUACUCUCGCAAAGUCGGUGGCCAGAUCGCAGGCAGCGAACGAAUAAGUAAGGAUUGAAGAGUGAGGAGGCAUCUUUUCAUUGCUCCGAUGAAGCAUAUUGUGAAGAUUAUGACAUUGCUGGUGGCAAUAUCUGCCUUUUGGAUUGGCCUCUUGCAGACAUCAAUUAUUUCUCAUAGCUAUGCUUGGUUGCUUCCUCUUUACUUUAUUGUGUCAUUAGGAUGCUAUGGCCUAUUAAUGGUUGGGGUUGGUUUGAUGCGAUUUCCAACUUGUCCCCAUGAGGCAGUGCUGCUGCAACAGGACGUUAUCGAGGCCAAGGAAUUUCUAAAGCAAAGAGGGGUUGACGUGGGUUCUGAAUGAUUUGACCGGCAAAGGAUUUUUAUUUAUUUUGUCUCGUCACUGAAGCUGGAAAAGAAUUAACAUGGAUGUCUCUUGAAUUUCACCAUCUACAACUGGGCCUGUGCAUAGGAGUUGUCUUUGACAGAGAAUUGCUUCAUCUGGAAGAAAAAUCAGGAAAUGUUAUCAAAUUAGUUGAUUAACGGGUCUACAAUUUCAUUUAAUUCAACUGAAUUUGAAGUUGGAAUCAAAAUCCAAUUAACAGGAAGCAAAAUUUUGUAUACCUUUGAUUUGUAUGGGGCCACUGAUCAUGGAAUCAGCAUGGAGUCAUAGACUUUUUGUGCCUUGUUAACAUUUUUACAGCAGUGUACGCAUUGGCUUUGAGAAGAUAUAAGAACCACAAAUAACAGAUGAUGACAA
Molecule: messenger RNA, 1777 nt
Organism: Cornus florida
Lineage: Eukaryota; Viridiplantae; Streptophyta; Magnoliopsida; Cornales; Cornaceae
Product: dolichol-phosphate mannose synthase subunit 3-like
Exons: 5
Coding region: 1112-1381 (89 amino acids)
Biological process (GO): GPI anchor biosynthetic process
Cellular component (GO): endoplasmic reticulum membrane; dolichol-phosphate-mannose synthase complex
Source: RefSeq, a predicted model, not a curated record